Messenger RNA from Trichomonas vaginalis G3, 864 nucleotides. RefSeq names its product organellar and viral DNA polymerase type B. The record is from RefSeq and is a predicted model, not a curated record. The annotation marks the transcript as partial. The transcript has a single exon. Gene Ontology annotation, molecular function: DNA binding; DNA-directed DNA polymerase activity; nucleotide binding. Lineage: Eukaryota; Parabasalia; Trichomonadida; Trichomonadidae. Gene Ontology annotation, biological process: DNA replication.
AUGACAGAAGUGAAAGGAACUCCCAUCAUUAAAGGUUCACGAACAAUGCAAAUAACUGGCUUAUAUAAAGGAAGGACAAUUAUUAUAAAAGACUCUUACAGUGUUAUAAAUAAGAAGCUUAAACUAUUUCCUGCUAUGUUUAACUUACAAACAGGACCGAAAGAAGUAUUUCCAUAUAACUACUACAGCAGUACUUUGUUAGCAAAUGACAACAGAACUGGUGUCAUUUCUGAAGCAUGUAAGUUUAUCCGGGAUGCAGAUACAUUCAUGAAAAACAUAGAUUCCAUCAAAGGUUGCAGAAUAGAUGAGAACCACUUCGACUUAGAAAAGUAUAGCACAUUUUAUUGCAAACAAGAUGUAAGAAUUUUAAGAGAAGGUUUUGUUAAGUUCCGCAAUGACAUAUUGAAAGAAUUUGAUUUAAACGUUUAUGACUACGUUAGUAUUUGUUCAAUUGCUAACAAAUUAUUUGAGAACAGAGUGUACUUCCCGAAUGGAAAUUUAUAUGACCUCUCAAAUAAACCAAGAGAAUUUAUUUCGAGAUGCAUUCAAGGUGGAAGAUGUAUGCUGUCAGAUAACAUGAAACAAAAGAGCGAAAAGAAACUCAUUGCUGACUUCGACGCUGUUUCAUUAUAUCCAUCAGCAAUUGCAAGAUUGUAUACUUUAGAAGGAAUUCCAAAAGUAUUGAAGGAUGAGAUGUUAAGCACAGAGUAUCUCAUGAGACAUUUAUUCGAUGAUGACCAAAAGGAACCCAUUGGUGAAAAGUUUAUGUCUGGCUUCUUUGUUCUCAUUAAGAUAACAGAGAUUGGAAUACAUAGACACUUUCCUUUAAUAGUUUGUGACCCUGAACUAAAUCCAGAACUUAAC